This is a messenger RNA of Macrobrachium nipponense, 877 nucleotides long. RefSeq lists its product as uncharacterized. The record is from RefSeq and is a predicted model, not a curated record. The transcript is spliced from 4 exons. NCBI's taxonomy places the organism in Eukaryota, Metazoa, Arthropoda, Malacostraca, Decapoda, Palaemonidae. The coding region runs from base 240 to 704 and encodes 154 amino acids.
GCCAUCACAGAAACAACAGGAACCUCAAUCAUACAUUCGAUCUCCCUGAACUGAGCGAAAUUGUCAUCGGCUUCAAAGUUUUCUUCGAUAGAACCGAUAUUGUCGUCAAUCUCUACACGGCAGAAAAUGAAGGCAAGAGUCAGACUAAAAAUUACGGGAAGAGUGAAGAAUGGCGGUUCUUCAGGAUAACACAAGAUGAAUACCGGAUACCCAAUGGCCAACCAGUUAACCUUAAAGCCAUGAAUAUUACUACUUUGGUUGGAAGGAAAUUCGCAGUUUCAAGCAGCGAAAGGGUCUGCUGGCGUAUGUUCCUCCCUAGUGGUAAUGUGGAAUGCGAGUUACCUCCUCCAACUUCCGAACAACCAGAAUAUUCAACCCCUGAUCCUGAACAUCAUCGCAAUGAUAGUACCAUAUGCAAAAUUUCACCUAACAGUGAGAAUGUUAGUACCAUCACCCUCAUCCUCAUAGCCGCUGUGAGCGUUUUGGUGGCCUUGUUGUCUGGGCUGAUCUGCUACCUGCAUCACCUGAAGAAGCAGGUUAAGAGGGCGCAAGAAGGGAAGCAAACAAUCACCAACAACCCAGAAAACCAGACGAUACACUUCAACACGAGGAACGCUACAGGAGCCGUCUCAGACGCGACAGCUCGAAGACCCAACUCGGCCCACGAGAGUGAAAAUAGCAUCUACGGUGCUGUUAUUCGCUAAAGCUCGAAUAUGAAAUGACAAAACACAAUAUAUAAAUACACAUACACACCACUAUAUAUAUAUAUAUAUAUAUAUAUAUAUAUAUAUAUAUAUAUAUAUAUAUAUACACUAUAAUGUUUUAUUCUUACCUAAUGGUCACCCCAGUCGUAAGAUGAAAGUUGUUGUAUAAUAAU